GCUCGCACAUACAAAAGAGCGGCAUUUUUGUUUGUGUUUAGUUGGAACAGCAGAAUCCGUUCGGCCUUUCCGCCGUCUAUUUUUGUUUCAUUACACUUAAUCUACAUUAGGUAGGAUUGUAUUUUCGUAUUGUGUGUAUUCAUUCAACUAUAAAAUGGAACCAUCAACAUCGGAUGUGCUUAACAGCUCGAACGAUGCACUUCAACGCAGAAGGCAAUAUCAUGAGCUUCUGGAUCUUGGACAUGAUCUCGCGCUUCCGAACACAAACGGAAGAUGCGGUCAGCAUUUUCCAGGGUGUUACAUCGAUCCUCCGGCAAACCGACACACUGCAUCAGGGCAUCACAAACCAACGGUUAGAAAAUGCCUCAGAAAUGAACAUGAACGUUCAGAUCGUAAAAAUGGGCCAUGAUUUAGUCGGUGCGGCAUUGCAGAAAAGCGAAAGCUCGCAGUUUUGCGACGAAGAAGCUAACCGAGGCAAUAGUAGGUUGAUGGCAGCCAGGCCAAUGGCACAAAAGGCUGAAAAUUGGCAAAGUGUAGGGACGUUGGGCAUUAAAGCAUUCCGCAUGUCGAAACAUUCGCCCUGUUUGCUGGGUCUGUUUGAAUUUCAACCCGUGCCGGUUGAAAGAAGCGUGAAGGAGCGCCGUCGUCGUCAACGCCAGGAGCUGGGCGUAGCGCGCAAGCCAGAAACCGUUACCACCCUCCAUCAGGAGGAAGCAGAUGCGCGGAAGCUUCAGGGCAUCAUGGAGCAACUAAAACAGAUAUACCAGGCAAGAGGGUCACCGGUACCCUACCUUCAGCUCAUAACCGAUCCGGGUGAUUACAUGAACACCAUCGAUACAGCGUUCCAGCUGUCCUUUCUGAUACGUGACGGGGCGGUCGCUUUGGAAAACGUUGACAAUGUUUUGUCCGUACGUCCCACCACGGACAAUGAAAAGAAACAGAACAAGCGCAAUGAUGAUAACGUGCAGGCCGUACUAUCUUUAAACUUUUCCAAAUGGCAGGGCGCUGUCAAACAAUACAAAUUGAAAAGGCCCAUCCUUACGAUCGAUCGAGAUUUGCCGGAUGCAUCCUAGAGCACGAUAGAAAACCCAUCGCCGGAACCUGUAUAAAGCAAUCUCGGUAAGGUAUUAUUUGCCAUUUAGCUGUAAUCUCCUGAUUUGGGGUCGCUUUCUAUAGAAGGUUAAAGUUUUUGGCAGUCGCACAUCCCGGUUAUGGGAUUGCGCAAGCGGCAUAAGAAACGCAAAUUAAGGUAACAAUUUUUAUUUAAGUAACGCCAAAUAUUUUAUUGUAAUGCUAAAGGAAUGUAAUGGCAAUUAAAUUUUCUUAAAAAUGUCCACUAAGUGCACGCGCCACACAGCCACGCUUAGUGUGCGAAAACCA
Molecule: messenger RNA, 1380 nt
Organism: Anopheles stephensi (Asian malaria mosquito)
Lineage: Eukaryota; Metazoa; Arthropoda; Insecta; Diptera; Culicidae
Gene: Nse4
Product: EP300-interacting inhibitor of differentiation 3
Exons: 5
Coding region: 174-1073 (299 amino acids)
Biological process (GO): DNA repair
Cellular component (GO): Smc5-Smc6 complex; nucleus
Source: RefSeq, a predicted model, not a curated record